GGCGGCUCCUGUCUCCGCGGACUGAAAGAACGUCGGGCUCGAGCCCAUCGCCGCCGACCCCCCUCACUCUCUGCCGGAUCUGAUCCUCCGCUGCCGCGCGCCUCCCUGCCCAGCGGGAGCGGAGAUCCGCCCGGGGGAGGCCUGCUCUGGUUCCCCUCCAGUGCCGGGAGGGAUUCGAGCAGCAUCCACCAAUGAAUUUCCUCUACCGGACCGCCGUGCAGCCCGCGGCGCCCGAGCUGCCGCGGAUUCCAGAGGACACCUUGCCGAAGCCAGCCACGACGCUGGAGGGCCUCAUCAUCGCGGAGGACUCGUACCAGCCCCCCUCCGCCCGCGGCGAGGAUGGAGCUGCUAGUAAUGGGCCUGGGGAUGCCGGUGCGGGUUCCGGGUCUCUAGAUUUGAAGGGUCAGGUGCUGCCGGGGACGCACACUGAUGUCGCGGAGGAGGAAGGGUGGAUCACAAUUCCAUACAAGUCGCUCCCUGAUAACUGGAAUGAUGUUUCAGAAAUGGUGCAGUUGCGGCCUUUGGACCGUUCCUUCCUUUUUCCAGGCGAGCAGGUUCAUAUACUGGCAUGCCUGUCAUCUUCUAAGCAAGAUAUACAGGUUAUAUCCCCCUUCAGAAUUGCGGCGGUGAUGUCUAAGAAUGGAAAUUCUUUGCAACACUCCAUGGAUAAAUUUAGUCCUGUCAAUGCAAAUGGUCACGAUAUUGAUACAACUGGAGAAAAUGGCUGUCAGGAUGUUGAUAAUGAUAUGCAGAGUGUUGAACUCAACAGUGAUGCCUCUCCUUCAGGACAUGAUAUUUUGGAGACUCAAUCUCUCCUUCAGAUGGAAGAUCAUAAACAGCAAAUAGAACUUAUGCUGCAAAGAUUCAGCGAAUCUAAUUUUUUUGUCCGGAUCGCAGAGUCAGAUGAACCUCUGUGGUCCAAAAAAAGAGCAACAGCAGCUAAGAUGUCAGACGGGCGAUCAGAUGGCCAGGGAAACAGUAAGGCUUCAAGGAGUAAUAUUUACAACACCAUUUCUGAUAAAGGGAUUUUCGAUGGUAGCACAUCUGGGGGAGUCGCUCGAGAUACUGUGAAGUGUUAUUCUCUGCAGAAUGGAGACAUAGUGGUUGUUUUGCAAGUGAAUGUUGGUGUUAACAAACUGGAAGAUCCUGUGCUUGAAGUUCUUCAGUUUGAGAAAAGUAUAUCAAACAAUUGUAUGCCUGAGAAUCUUGUAGAUGGACUUUCUGACAGCAAUGAUGAUCCAUGUAGGGAGCUCCUUAGUUGGUUGCUCCCUUUAGAUCGCACAUUACCGCCUCGUUCUUUAGCUCCCUCUACUCUCAAUCCAAGUGCAUCACACAAGCAAUCUUACUCUUCUACUGGAUCUCAAAUAUUUAACUUCAGAAGCUACUCCAUGCCUUCAGCCUCUUCUGUUCAGACACCCAACAACAUAAGACCACCAUCAAUAUCUGAAAGUCAAGAAUUUAUGCCUGAAAAGCCUGCAAAAACCCCUGAUAUCAUAAAUGAUGGGCAGCUUUCAUUUAGAGGGGUUCCUUUGGAACCUGAAAGGUAUUCUGUACGUUGUGGUCUAGAAGGCGUAUAUCUACCAGGAAAAAGAUGGCGGAGAAAAGUUGAAAUCAUUCAACCAAUUGAGGUUCAUUCUUUUGCUGCAAAAUGUACCGUUGAAAAUCUUUUGUGCGUCACAGUAAAGAACAUUGCUCCUACUCAUGCGAAAGAUAUUGUUGUAUUCAUUGAUGCUAUUACUAUCGUAUUUGAGGAGGCAUCCAAAGGAGGUGCUCCUUUGUCAUUACCAAUUGCUAGUAUUGAGGUUGGGCAUGGUCACAGCUUGCCAAAUCUAGCACUCAGGAGGGGAGAGGAACACUCUUUUAUUCUCAAGCCAGCAACUAUGUCCUCAAGGGAACGGAGGACCAACAGUGAUGCACCUCCGGCUUUGUCACUCCCAACGAUGACCGGUGCUACUUUAAAUACUACACCAAAGGUUGGUGAGCCCUUUGUUGCUCUAAGUGACCAGUAUGCCGUACUGGUAUCUUAUCGCUGCAAUUACACAGAAUCGAAACUUUUUUUCAAGCAAGCCACAACCUGGCGACCCUCUGCAGCUAGUGAUCUUAUGAUCUCCGUAUCAUCCGAACUGUCUUUAAGAAAUCCUAGCCUGGGUGCUCGAGUUCCUCAACUCCCUGUGCAGGUAUUAACCCUCGAAGCUACCAAUAUGACAUCCGAAAACCUUACAUUAACUGUCCUUGCUCCUGAAGCAUCUGGUUCUUCUUCAGUUGUAUCCUUGAACUCAGCUCCAACUACACCAAAUGGUUCUUAUGAUGGUGUUAAUGAGUCAGCAAAAAGAUCUGGGUUGGGAAAGCAGGAACUUGGCUUUCGAAGAUUAAAUUCUGUCCUAGCUACGUCUCCAAAAGAAAGUGACAAUGCAGGAAAUAGAAUAAGUAGUGCUUCAGGCUGCACUCAUCUGUGGUUGCAAAGUGCAGUGCCCCUAGGGUGUGUUCCUCCACGUUCGAGCACCACCGUCAAACUUGAGCUGCUUCCAUUAUCAGAUGGUAUCAUUACACUUGAUACACUUCAAAUAACUGCAAGGGAGAAAGGCCUUACCUACAUACCGGAGCAUUCCUUGGAGAUACAUGCUACUUCUGGCAUUUCGUCUGGAAGGUCUUAGGGUAUGAGAUCAAGCCAUACUAGGCCAACUAUGUUGUUCAUUUCUCUUGGAUCUGGACAUAGGCGCUCCAAGGGCAUGAUCUUGGAGCCAAAAUUUCACCAGAUAUAGGUGAGGAUGGCCGCUGCCAUAAACGGAGAAACAGGCACAAUACCUUGUAUCAUAAUUAGAUUUCUCAAAGUCCAUUGAUAGACAGGACAGGUCAACUACACAGGUUUAUGAAAUUUGUAAUGUUGUGUUGCUUAGUUUUGAUGCCAUUUUUUGUUUUGUUUUGUUUUGUUUUUCUGUGAUGUUCUUUUUUUUUCUGUUACAUGUAAACCGUGUUACUGCACUCUUCUUGCCGAGCGGUUGUACCAUAUGCGGCCCCACAUUGAAUUGUACUGGAAAAGGAGAAACAUGUGGAUCAGUGGAUCCCUUUUCGUUUU
Panicum hallii is the source of this 3076-nucleotide messenger RNA. RefSeq lists its product as uncharacterized. Lineage: Eukaryota; Viridiplantae; Streptophyta; Magnoliopsida; Poales; Poaceae. The coding region runs from base 192 to 2654 and encodes 820 amino acids. The record is from RefSeq and is a predicted model, not a curated record. The transcript is spliced from 11 exons.